Messenger RNA from Caenorhabditis elegans, 812 nucleotides. RefSeq names its product C6 domain-containing protein (gene F56H9.6). The transcript has 3 exons. Lineage: Eukaryota; Metazoa; Nematoda; Chromadorea; Rhabditida; Rhabditidae. The coding region runs from base 1 to 738 and encodes 245 amino acids. The record is from RefSeq and is marked reviewed.
AUGAAAUGGAUUUCGACGCUUCUCCAUAUUCUGCUAUUAACCUAUAAGCUAGAUGUAAUUAACUCGUGUAUUGCUACAUCACCAACUGCUGAUCCUACUACAACCACUACCGAAGCAACAACCACUACUGAAAUUACCACAACAACUGAAGAAGUUACAACUACAACUGAACCUGUAACAACUACCACGACACCAACAACAACAUCAACGACUUCCACAACAACCACAACAACUCCAACUACUACUACAACAACAACGCCAACCACCACGACCUCGACCACCUCAACUACGACGACAACCACCCCAACAACCACCACCUCAACUACUACCACCACAACCACGACCACAACUACAGCAACUCCAACCACUACGACUACAACUAUGCCUCCGUGCAAUCCAAACGCUGUUAGCUUGGGAAUGGGAGAUGCCAACAAUCCACAGAUUUUCAUCGAUGUCACUUAUAACAACUACCUUUCGACCACCGAUCCAGUAACUGGAAUCGUCACAUCAACAAUGACUGUAACAUGUAGUGCACUCAAUGGAUACAACACAUACAUGCUAUUCAAUGGAGGUCAAGGUGGUCCAGCAGAUAAUCAAAAUCUACCGCAAACCAUAUCAAUCACAUUAGUAUGUACAUCGGAUACAAUGGUCUGGAAUUACGAGGUAACAAUCAAUGGUGUUACAUACACUCGAGCAGUGUCGUCCGUUACUUGCCAACAAGCUCCGAAUGUAGGUUGAGUUUCAUGAUUUAGAAUUUUCAUGCUUAAUUGUUUUUUAAUAAUUGUACAAAGUAAUAAAUAAGUUUCGAAAAU